AUGCAGCCACCUCCUGGCUACUCUAUUCCUGAUGACAUGCAUUUCGCCUUCGUGGUGACCUCUGCUGGUUUUGUCCCUAUCGCACAUGACCCUGUGCUCUUUGUCCACACAUCUUCUCGUGGUCAGACUCUCCUUCUUUAUGUCGAUGACAUGAUCAUCACAUGUGACGACCCUGAGUACAUUGACUUUGUCAAGGCCCGUCUUCGUGAUCAGUUUCUUAUGACUGAUCUUGGUCCUCUUCACUACUUUCUUGGGCUUGAGGUUUCCUCUACCUCCGAUGGCUUCUAUAUCUCCCAGGAGAAGUAUAUUCAGGACCUUCUCACUCGUGCCGCUCUUGGUGAUGAGCGCACUGUCGAGACUCCUAUGGAGCUCAAUGCUCGUCUCCGUGCCACUGAUGGUGAUCCUCUUCCGGACCUGACUCUCUAUCAUCACUUGGUUGGGAGCCGUGUCUACCUUGUUGUCACCCGUUCUGAUAUCUCCUACCCGGUCUACAUUCUGAGUUAG
Molecule: messenger RNA, 504 nt
Organism: Lolium perenne
Lineage: Eukaryota; Viridiplantae; Streptophyta; Magnoliopsida; Poales; Poaceae
Source: RefSeq, a predicted model, not a curated record